AUAAAUGCCUCAAUUGAAGAACUCCAACUCCAACUCCAACGGCACUUUUCUGUUUCUUGUCUUCUAAGUAUCACUCACAAGCUGCAGUGUUUGGCCGAUUACGACAAAGAGAAUGGGGCGUGCAAAAGUAAUCUUGAAACCAAUUGAAAAGGUGAAUACUCGGAGAUUAACUUUCAGUCAAAGAAAGAAGGGCCUUAUGAAGAAAAUUUCUGACUUUCACAAAUUUUGUGGAAAUGAAGCAUGCUUGAUUGUGUAUGAUGUUGAUGGUAAUGGUAAACCAGUGGUUUGGCCUGAGGAACCUUCAAGAGUACACUCAAUCCUUGAUAAGUAUGAGCACCAAAGAAGUAAGAAUGAUAAACCUGCUCCUAAGACAUUUGAUCUGGAAAAUUUCUUUGACCAUAGGAAAGUGAAGGUUGAAGCUGAAAUUGCUAGAGUGAAGAAGGAGUUUUUUAAGGUGAAAUAUCCAACUUGGGAUCCAUGUUUCAAUGAGCUGACAAUGGAGCAACUGAGUUUCUUCAUGGCUAAGCUGAGUGCUAAGAUUGAAGCUUGUGAUCAUAGGAUUGAUAUGUUGAAGAAGGAGCGUCAAAGCGAAGCCGCCACAGCCGCCUCUGGUAGCGUGCAAAACAUGGCUCAGGAGGGUGCUGAAUCCUCAAAUCCAUGCCCUGUUGAAGUAAAUGUGUCUCUAGAUUCAAUAGACCUACUUGAUUAUAUGAAUUGGGAUGAACUGGAGCAUCUGAAUUUGUGUGAUGUUUCUACUAACUAUGAAAGUGAUCUUUUUUGGGCCAACCAACUUGAUGAGCUUAUUUCUCAGAAUACGGAUGAUCUUUUUACAUGCUUCAAAUGAUUGGUGUUGAAGGACAUGAGUUUCAAGUCAGUACAGUAGAAGUUGAUGUUUUUUUGGUUAUGACCUAGUUUUUGUUAGAAAAAAGAGCUUCUUAUCUUUGUAAAAUUUAUUCAUUGACUAUUGACUUCUCUUUAUUUUAUGAAUAAAGAAGCUUGUUAUCUUUGUCCAAUUGAUGUAUUGACAUCUCUUUAUUUUAUCAAUGAAGAAGCUUGUUAUCU
This is a messenger RNA of Lotus japonicus, 1062 nucleotides long. Its product is annotated as floral homeotic protein PISTILLATA-like. The transcript has 2 exons. Lineage: Eukaryota; Viridiplantae; Streptophyta; Magnoliopsida; Fabales; Fabaceae. The coding region runs from base 113 to 844 and encodes 243 amino acids. Gene Ontology annotation, biological process: positive regulation of transcription by RNA polymerase II. Gene Ontology annotation, molecular function: DNA-binding transcription factor activity, RNA polymerase II-specific; RNA polymerase II cis-regulatory region sequence-specific DNA binding; protein dimerization activity. The record is from RefSeq and is a predicted model, not a curated record.